CAGGGUACCAGCAUGGCAGAGAACAGAUCUUAUAUGUUUCAAUAUGUUUGAUUUGCUGUGGGUAUCCAUUACGCAAACAGUAUGACUAUAAAAUAAGAACAGCAACUAUAAUUCAACAGAAAAUGGCUGAUUUUCAGCUUUGUUAGCACCACAUAAGAUGUUCUCUGACAACAAGAUUCUGGCAGACGUCUGAGAUUUUGUAAGGGAGGGCACAUCAAGCAGCACUCUAUUCUAAAGGAGGACAAGGUUUUAACAACAGUCUUCCACAGACCAAAACAGCAAGCAAACAAAAAUGCUCUCAUACAGUGACAUGACCAAAGAGAGGAAAAAACAAGCAUUAGCCAUUGUACAAGAAAUCCAGGGAAAUGAUCAAAGUGAUGGCGUGGACUUUGGAAAAAAGAUUAGCAUUCCCAAAGACAUAAUGCUGGAGGAGCUAUCUCUUCAGUCAAACAGAGGAUCCCGGUUGUUUAAGAUGAGACAGCGCAGAUCUGAAAAGUACACAUUCGAAAACUUCCAAAAUGAGACAAAUGCAACAAUGAGCAACUAUACCUCAUUACAGUACAAUGCAGUGGCAGAUGACAGCAAGGGUGUGACCAGUAACAGCCUAGAUGCUGGACAAGAACAUCCACCUAAGACCCCUCCUAACACUCCAGACCCACGUAGCCCUCCAAAUCCAGAAAGCAUUGCUCCAGGAUAUUCAGGACCACUAAAGGAAAUUCCUCCGGAAAGGUUUAAUACAACAGCUCUUCCAAAGUCCUAUCAAUCACCAUGGGAGGAAGCCAUUGGUAAUGAUCCUGAAUUGGUGGAGGCAUUAUACCCUAAACUGCCAACUCCAGGGCCAAAAGACGAUCUGUCAGACUACAAAAGUUUCAACAGAGUUGCUAUUCCCUAUGGAGGUUUUGACCGAGCCUCAACGUUGGUCACUUUCAGAAUGCCUGAGUAUGAUCUACCAUCUCUUAGUGGACCAAAGAGCCCAGCCUUCCGUCAGAACUCUACAAGUGGACGACCAGAUUUCAACAGGACAGCUCAAGGCUGGAUAAAUGAAAAUACCCCACCUGCUUUAAAAGAAAUGCCGUUAUAUCCCAUUAUUCCAGAAUCUGAUGAACUGUGAGGCAAGAUGAGUGACUCCAAACCGCAGCCACUAUGUUACAUCUAAAAAUUGCUUCAGAGUGGGAUUAAAGAAAUGUCACUAAUAUUCAUAGCAUCUAGGGCAACUUUAACAGAAAUGCAGUUAGACGCAGUUAAAACACAGCAUUUUUUUAAUAUUUCGCUUUUGGUGGAAGUAUUCAUUUCAUUUCAUAAAUCUAUUUAGUCCACAGUAUACAGUUAAAAGUAUGAGUGAUUAUGAAUGCCUAGUAAUAUGCAAUAAGAGGGUAUUAAGAAGACUUUUUAAAGAAAUCCAUUCAGUAACUUUAAUGCAGAUUCAUUACAUUGGUAAUAUGUACUUUUCUGCACGUCAAUCAUUUUUUGUACUGGAUCAAAAUGGAUACAUGUCAUUAACUGCAAUUGUGUAAAAUGUUGGAACCAUUAUGUAAUAAGGCAAGAAACAAGCUGAAGAUGUUGAAUGCUCUUAACUGGAAGCUUCUCCAGAGAUUUCAUGAAAUUGUGCAUGUGUAAAAUGAAAUACUGAAAAAAGUCGUAAUGGCAUUGUGACUACAGGUUGUAACAUAUCUAAUCACAGUUUAUCAAGGAGGUAAAAAAUAUUCCAAGAACUGACACUGAGGAAAUGUUCCAUGUAAAAAACUGCAAUGUCUAUGUCAGUAAUAAAAAAUUAUAACAUA
Messenger RNA from Protopterus annectens (West African lungfish), 1781 nucleotides. RefSeq names its product myozenin 2 (gene MYOZ2). Bases 293 to 1111 code for a protein of 272 amino acids. The transcript has 7 exons. The record is from RefSeq and is a predicted model, not a curated record. Gene Ontology annotation, cellular component: actin cytoskeleton; Z disc. Gene Ontology annotation, molecular function: FATZ binding; telethonin binding; actin binding. Lineage: Eukaryota; Metazoa; Chordata; Ceratodontiformes; Protopteridae.